AUGGGAGUUGAGUCACUAACAAUUUGUUCAGCUAAUCUAGACAAGAACGUGACGAAGGAGCAUAUCUACUCGCUGUUCCUUCCAUUUGGACCAAUUGUGGAUGUGGUUCCCGUGACGGAUCCUAAACACGGGUUCCGCGGGUCUGCUGAUAUCGAAUUCGAGACGGAAGAGGACGCUGCUGCCGCCAUUGAUAACAUGGAAGGUGCCCAAGUGUUCGGCAAAACGCUCCACGUGCGACUGUCUCGCAAAGAUCUCAGCGAAGGGGCCCCUCGGGUCGAUAUGAACAAGGCCCUGUGGGCACAGGACCACGAACAGGACCAACCGUCGACGGAACCGGAGUAA
Molecule: messenger RNA, 342 nt
Organism: Sugiyamaella lignohabitans
Lineage: Eukaryota; Fungi; Ascomycota; Dipodascomycetes; Dipodascales; Trichomonascaceae
Exons: 1
Coding region: 1-342 (113 amino acids)
Molecular function (GO): RNA binding
Source: RefSeq, a predicted model, not a curated record